AUGAGUUCGGCAGGCGAGGGAGAAGGUGAUGACCCUGACUGGUCCGAGGGCACCGUUACCCCAAGAUUGGAAGAGAACGCGCUGGCCGAAGACAACGGCGGCGAUGUGCUGAGCCUGACUUGCUUUCAUUCGGUGUGUGAAGGUUGCUUGCUCAACUCGGCGCGUCCAGGGCUCAGAUACACUAGAGAUGUGCAGGAGACUGGCAAUUUACUCAUUGCAUUUGCUUCAAGGCGAGAUGAGGCGAAGUUGAAAUGCAGUAUUCACCGUUCCGAGGAGGAGAACAUGCAGCAGAACAUGUGGGAAAGUGCUUUGGAAGCCGAAAAGGUGGAGCAGCAACUUCAGGAACGGCCUGUGCCUCCAGAUAUGUUCUUUGAGGUAUCGACUCCACACGAGUCUGUACCAAUCCUCGAUUUGGGAGAGCACGAGGCCAGCCUUGUGUGGCAUUUCCUUCCGCAGCCUUGUCAUCCAGCCAUGACCGAUGCGACAGGGUGGCAUUGUGUCGUCACUGAACACUUCGUUGCAGGCCAAGGGGCCCGUCAACAUGUUGAGUUCCGAGCACAGUCAAGCACCAAUGGAGCACCACCUCAAAGUCUGGUCUUUCGCUUCUCCCAGGUGGACCGGCUGCUUGGCCAGCUUGGGCAGAUGAGCGAGCUUCGAGAUGUGACGCUGCCCCGUCUUCCGCCAAAGGUCACGAUUCGGUCCACUUGGGCUGGCCGUUUUGAUGCGACCUUUUUGCAGGAACGGCAGAGUCUUUUGACGAGUUUUUUCGAAGAGCUGUGCACCAUUCUGAACGGAAAAUACUCAGCAAUCGGAAACGUUUUGGACCUCUGCGAACCUUUGGGGGAGUUUGUGGCCAGCGCGGCAAGAGCAGGGUCCACAGAGGAGCUGGCGACAGUCGCAGCAGUGGAGGCCGCCAUCCGCAGGGAAGAAGACCGUCAGAUAAUUGCAUCGCAGGAUGCAGAAUAUGAGGAAAGCUUGCGACAGGAUGAGCUUCGUCGAAUAGCGCAAGCCGAGAAGGCCGAAAAAGAGAGACUUGUGGCAGAGGAAGAGGCCAGACAGCAAAAAGCUGCUGAGGAAGAGGCGGCCGCUCUUGUGGAGGAACAAAGGCUUCGGCGAGAGACAUUCGACAGGCAGCACCCGCUGCCGGAAGCCGGGAAGCCACAGGCGACCGUGCGAUUUCGCGCAGCCAGUGGAGCUACGAUCCAGCGUACUUUUGCUGAAGACACACAGGUUUCCGCCUUGUUCGAGUUUGCUGCAGUGGCAGACUGGGACGGUCCAGCCUUGGGCCGGCCGUUUGAUCUCAGGACUUCUUUCCCGGUAACGAACCUGCAGGGGAAGGAAUCGCAGACGCUCAGGGAAGCUGGACUUUGUCCUUCAACGAUGCUUCUCGUUGCGGAGCAUGACGACUGA
Symbiodinium sp. CCMP2456 is the source of this 1410-nucleotide messenger RNA. The record is from the annotation of a GenBank genome assembly. NCBI's taxonomy places the organism in Eukaryota, Dinophyceae, Suessiales, Symbiodiniaceae.